AUGGAUGUCACAGAAAGUGACCACAAACCUGUCCGUUGCAAAUUCCAUGUUGAAAUUGCCCACGUUGAUAGAUCAGUGAGGAGACAAGAGUUUGGGAAAAUUUUUCUGUCCAAUGAUAAAAUCAGGGGGUUGCGUGAAGAGCUACAUUAUGUUCCAGAAACAGCUAUUAGUACCAACAAUAUAGUCCUUCAAAACCAAGACACAUGCAGCCUAAAAAUAACCAACAAAAAUGGGAAUGACAAAGUCAUAUUUCAAAUUGUUUGUGAAGGUCAGUCCACCAUCAAUGAGGAUGAGCAAGCACGGAUUACCGUCCGAGAGGUGCCUUUGGAUUUCCCCGUUGGAUUGAGUUAUUUGUUAGAUGUUCCAAGCCAUAGUCAUCUGUCUUCAGGUAGACAUACACAGCUAGACAAUGACUUGCCAAAUGGUCAGCUUAUUUGUGAGAAGUGCAAUAUUCAAGAGAUAGUCAACAAAGUCACACCAGCUGCUGGCAUAAUCAAACCUGAUCAAGUUGCAGAAGUCUUAGUACAUCAUGAGGAUUUUCGUACCUUGGAAGAGUUUGUGGAUGGGAUUCCACAAAGCUGGUGGUCUGAAGACACCCGAGACAAGGAAGUGGUUUUGUUAGUUAAUGUAAGAGGCAGCUGUUCAACUCAGACAAGAACUCAUCGAGUUCAUGUGCGUCACUGCUUUGCCACUAAGACGGUCCGAAUCGACUCUAAAAGUAGUAGUUCCCGAAAACACCAAGGAAGUUCCCAUCAACGGCCUGCGCUUCGACACAUGGGCAGUGCCUCUGAUAUGGCUGAUGACCAUCGAGAUUUACAUGGUCUUUGA
Molecule: messenger RNA, 828 nt
Organism: Ilex paraguariensis (yerba mate)
Lineage: Eukaryota; Viridiplantae; Streptophyta; Magnoliopsida; Aquifoliales; Aquifoliaceae
Source: the annotation of a GenBank genome assembly